Molecule: messenger RNA, 942 nt
Organism: Zasmidium cellare ATCC 36951
Lineage: Eukaryota; Fungi; Ascomycota; Dothideomycetes; Mycosphaerellales; Mycosphaerellaceae
Exons: 3
Coding region: 1-942 (313 amino acids)
Cellular component (GO): cytoskeleton
Molecular function (GO): actin filament binding
Source: RefSeq, a predicted model, not a curated record
AUGGCUCCAUCGAUCGUUGCCUCAAAUGGUGCCUCCAAUAAUGAACAUGUCCUCGUGACCGAGCCUUCGAAAAGCCAUGCGAAGGAUGUCUACAGCUCUGGCACCCUGAAGGGCGAAGACAACAACAAUCAACGUCUCGGCGGGAUGGGUCGAGCCAAGGAUGGCCGCCAGCUCAAAGUCCGCUCGUAUCCAAAGUUCGAUUCUCUCGAGGAGGAGCGGCUGUACCGGAAGCAACAUCUCGCCGCUGCGUACCGUGUGUUCGCCAACUGUGUCUACGAUGAGGGUGUUGCAGGACAUAUCAGCGUGCGAGACCCGAUCUUGACCGAUCACUUCUGGUUGAAUCCAUUGAGCAAGCACUUCUCCGAGAUCUGCGUCAGCGACUUGAUCUUGGUCGACGAGGACGGUCAAGUCGUCGUCGGGGAUGAGCCGAUUAAUGUGGCAGCCUUUGCUAUCCAUUCCGAAAUUCACAAGGCACGUCCCGAUGUCCACGCAGCGUGCCACGCACACUCCAUAUAUGGGAAGGCUUUCUUGGUGUUUGGACGAAAGCUUGAUAUAAUGACACAAGAUAGCACGCGUUUUUGGAAGAGCCACUCGGUCUAUCCGCAGUUUGGCGGCGUCGUCUUCGAUCGGGAAGAAGGGAAGAGAAUCGCGCAGCAUCUUGGAGAUGGCAAAGCCAUUAUCCUGCAGAACCAUGGGCUUCUGACUGUCGGAGAGACGGUUGACGCUGCUGCGUUCUACUUCAUCUCCAUGGAUAAGGCAUGCCAGGUACAGCUCCUGGUCGAGGCCGCCGAGCAGCGCAGCGGGCACAAGAAGACGAUCGUCUCGGACGAGGAGGCCGAAUACUCGUACGCCCAAACCGGCUCGCAGGCAAAGGGCUGGCUGCACUUCCAGCCAUACUACGACCAAAUUCUUGCGAAAACCAAGAGAAGUUUUCUCAGGUAA